GCGCGGGCCAUGGAUCGCCUGGCUGCGCUGCGGGGCGCGAGGCUGCGGUGGGCGCUGCUGGGUACGCGGGUGGCCCUCCCUGGCCUCUGCCCGCACGGGGCCAGAGCCAAGGCCGCGAUCCCCGCCGCCGUCCGGGUUACCGCCGAGACUCCUGGAAACGGGCCUGGCGACCGGAGACUGCGGACCCUGGAGGAGCUUCCAGGGCCCGGGCAACUGCGCUUCUUCUUCCAGCUGUUAGUGCAAGGCUACGUUCUGCAGUUACACAAGCUCCAGGUGCUGAACAAGGCCAAGUAUGGUCCAAUGUGGGUGACCCGCAUAGGGCCUCAGAGCCUGGUGAACCUGGCCAGUGCCCCCCUCCUGGAGCAAGUGAUGCGGCAAGAGGGCAAGUACCCAGUACGGCACGACAUGGAACUAUGGAAGGAGCACCGGCACCAGCAGGGCCUGGCCUAUGGGCCCUUCACCACGGAAGGACUGCAGUGGUACCAGCUGCGUCACACUCUGAAUCAGCGGAUGCUGAAGCCAGGGGAGGCUGCGCUCUACACCGAUGUCGUGAAUGAGGUGAUCGACGACUUCAUGGCCCAUCUGAACCGGCUGUUGGCAGAGAGUGCCUCAGGGGACCAGGUGUUGGACAUGGCUCACCAUUUCUACUACUUCGCUUUGGAAGCUAUUUGCUACAUCCUGUUUGAGAAACGUAUCGGCUGCCUGGAGCGCCCCAUCCCCCAGGACACGGUGGCCUUCGUCACAUCUGUCGGGCUCAUGUUCCAGAACUCAGUCUAUGUCACCUUCCUCCCCAAGUGGACCCGUUCCCUGCUGCCUUUCUGGAAGCGCUAUCUGGAUGGCUGGAACACCAUCUUCUCUUUUGGGAAGAAGCUGAUUGAUCAGAAACUCAAGGAAAUCGAGAUCCAGCUGCAGACCAAGGGGCCAGAUGAAGUCCAGAUAUCUGGCUACCUGCACUUCCUGCUGACCAGAGGACAGCUCAGUACUCACGAGGCCAUGGGCAGCCUGCCUGAGCUGCUCCUGGCGGGCGUAGAUACGACAUCCAACACGAUGACGUGGGCCCUGUACCAUCUUUCAAAGAACCCAGAGAUCCAGGCUGACUUGCAUAAGGAGGUGGUGGGUGUGGUACCAGCCGGGCAGGUGCCCCAGCACAAGGACUUUGCCCACAUGCCCCUGCUCAAAGCCGUGCUUAAGGAGACCCUGCGCCUCUACCCUGUGGUCCCCAUGAACUCCCGGGUCGUCACAGAAAAGGAAAUCGAAGUCAAUGGCUUCCUCUUCCCCAAGAACACCCAGUUUGUCUUCUGUCACUAUGUGGUGUCCCGUGACCCUGACAUCUUCCCCGAGCCAGAGAGCUUCCAGCCUUACCGCUGGCUGAGGAAGAGCCAGCCUGCUGCCCCUGGGGUCCAGCAUCCAUUUGGCUCUGUGCCCUUUGGCUAUGGGGUCCGGGCUUGCCUGGGCCGCAGGAUUGCGGAGCUGGAGAUGCAGCUGCUGCUGUCAAGGCUGAUCCAGCAGUACGAGGUGGUCCUGGCCCCCGAGACCGGGGAGGUGAGGAGCAUGGCCCGCAUUGUCCUGGUUCCCAAUAAGAAGGUGAGCCUGCAUUUCCGGCAGAGGAAGUGCUGAGCUGGGCCCGUGCCUCCUGGGAGGAGCCCCCUUCUCUCUCCCUGGUGCACUCAUUCCUAGCCACUGCUGUGUCUCAGACCAGAAGGGGGAGAAGGUGGCUGCCAGACACCGGAGAUCGAAGAAACUCAGUGCACUUUCUGUAGAACCCUGAGCUUUUGCCACUUUGAUCACUUUGAAUGUCUCCUUCUCAGAUAAAAGGCCACCCCCAUGUCACAUUGCUCUCCUUGGAGAAAAUACAGAAUAAAGGGACUUCUAUUGAUAAUUGGAGACCUUUGUCAUUCUCUUUGAUGACCCAGCAUCUGAGCCCCUUGCUGUGUUUGGGGAACAGCCUCUCCCCACUUAGGGAUCUUGUGGGACACAGAGCCCUCUCCCUCCGUGGAAAG
Odobenus rosmarus divergens (Pacific walrus) is the source of this 2000-nucleotide messenger RNA. RefSeq names its product sterol 26-hydroxylase, mitochondrial-like. The record is from RefSeq and is a predicted model, not a curated record. Lineage: Eukaryota; Metazoa; Chordata; Mammalia; Carnivora; Odobenidae. The coding region runs from base 10 to 1617 and encodes 535 amino acids. Gene Ontology annotation, cellular component: mitochondrial inner membrane. Gene Ontology annotation, molecular function: monooxygenase activity; iron ion binding; oxidoreductase activity, acting on paired donors, with incorporation or reduction of molecular oxygen. Gene Ontology annotation, biological process: C21-steroid hormone biosynthetic process; cellular response to peptide hormone stimulus; cortisol metabolic process. The transcript is spliced from 9 exons.